Messenger RNA from Fusarium subglutinans, 963 nucleotides. RefSeq lists its product as uncharacterized. Bases 1 to 963 code for a protein of 320 amino acids. The record is from RefSeq and is a predicted model, not a curated record. The transcript is spliced from 2 exons. NCBI's taxonomy places the organism in Eukaryota, Fungi, Ascomycota, Sordariomycetes, Hypocreales, Nectriaceae.
AUGAUCAAUCUUCUACCAUCAGAGCCUUUCCGAACGAGUACUAUUAUUUCAGAAUUCUCGUGUCGGUUUCCCAUACUUCAACCAAAGACUGACACCUUCAGAAAAAGUCUGUGUCUAAAUGAUGGAAGCGCUUUUGUCACUCAGAAGCAAUCACAGUUGGAGGACUGGGACGAGUACCAGUUAAGGACAUAUUUUAUUGAAGUUCAACCGAAUGAACUUCCUACCAGUUCCGCCAAGUAUUCAAUCUCACUAGCUGUGUCUACGCUCGACCAUCAGACAACAGAUAUUCCCAAUACCUUGAAUAGCUAUCAAUCGAGCCGCCCUAAGCCUGUUACCUCGGAUGUCAUACUUACCAGUAACAACGAGAGCCCUGAUGAUAUUCCCAUUUCUCUAGACUUCCCAAAAUCACCAGAAUUGCAACUAGAGGAAGAGCAACAAGAGGGCAAUUUACAAAAGAGUGACUCGGAAGAAUCACUGAAAUCCCUUCACGAGUCCAUGGACCAGCCGGACUGCAACUCGGAACCACAGGGUAUCUUCAAUCCUUCAAACUCUAGCGUCCAGUCCUUACCCACCCAGUCAUCAAACCCUCGAUUCUUACUUUCCAUGGGAGAUGCUGAUACGAUGCUUGACGCUGAAGACAAGACUCUACCGGGGGAUCAUUCACUUUCUUCGGCUAUUGCCAAGGGGAAUUUAGUCGAUUCUGAAGGAAGACAAUUCAAUCCUCCUGGACCAAGUGUAACUCAACACACCAUCGAUGAAGGCCACGAUAGAUUAGUCGCUGUUGAAUCAAACAAAAACAAGUCUCAGUUGACAGCACUGAUAUCAUCAUAUGGGGAUAUCCCCAAAACGUCUAUCACGCAUGGUCGAACAGAAAUCAACAAACUGAUAACUGGAGACAAUCUCACCGCCGUUCAAGCCAACAGCGACGAUCUGGCCCUGAUUCGAAAGCCCCUUCCCAAAUAG